Daphnia magna is the source of this 1622-nucleotide messenger RNA. RefSeq names its product phosphoribosyl pyrophosphate synthase-associated protein 2. The record is from RefSeq and is a predicted model, not a curated record. The transcript is spliced from 8 exons. Gene Ontology annotation, molecular function: ribose phosphate diphosphokinase activity; magnesium ion binding. Gene Ontology annotation, cellular component: cytoplasm; ribose phosphate diphosphokinase complex. Lineage: Eukaryota; Metazoa; Arthropoda; Branchiopoda; Diplostraca; Daphniidae. Gene Ontology annotation, biological process: 5-phosphoribose 1-diphosphate biosynthetic process; purine nucleotide biosynthetic process. Bases 118 to 1347 code for a protein of 409 amino acids.
GGCAUCAACAUUUGAAUUCUUGACUCAUCGAAUACUUAUCUUUUACAAAUAAUAAAAUAAUGCUAACUUAACUUCAAUGUAAUAGUAAAAACAUUUAAAAAUUCAACGUUCAGUUGCAUGGUUUCAGUCAGCUCUCAGCUGGCAAAUCGUACUCUCUUAUCGGGUACGGCAACAGACGACCGCCAUAAGUUGUUUUACACGUCAUUCUUGUCGUUUCACAUUUCUCUCUGUCUCAACGAAAAAUCUAUUGUUGCAGUAUUUUCUCAUCAGUUUACAGUACAGUUUUCAAGAAUGGAUCGCAGUAAAGUUGGCGAGCUCAUGGUCAUAACUGGAAAUUCCCAUCCUGAGCUGGCUGAUCUUAUCGCCAAGCGGUUGGGCAUCAAGGUUGGUGCUGCUUCGAUUUAUCACAAGACUAACCGUGAGACUAUGGUUGAUAUUGCUGAUUCCGUUAGAGGAAAAGAUGUGUACAUCAUUCAAACAGGAACCAAAGAUGUCAACAACAAUAUUAUGGAACUACUGAUUAUGGCCUACGCUUGCAAAACGUCGUCAGCACGCAGCAUUGUGGGUGUCAUCCCCUAUCUACCCUACAGUAAGAUGCGCAAGCGAGGGUGCAUCGUAUCCAAACUAGUAGCAAAAAUGAUGUGCCGCUCGGGAUUAAAUCAUCUCAUCACCAUGGAUCUGCAUCAAAAAGAAAUUCAGGGUUUCUUCGAUUGUCCAGUCGACAACCUUCGUGCUUCACCCUUUCUUCUUCAAUACAUUCAAGAAUCCAUCCCAGAUUUUAGGAAUGCUGUUAUUGUAGCCCGCGAUCCAGGAUCAGCUAAGAAGGCAACCUCAUACGCUGAGCGCCUACGUCUGGGAAUAGCUGUCAUUCACGGUGAACAGAAGGAAGCCGAGUCAGACAUGGUUGAUGGAAGACAUUCUCCCCCAACACUACGCAGUCGCACUAUGGAUGCUGCUCGUGGAAUGCCAGUCAUGACUGCUAAAGAAAAACCUCCAAUCAAUGUAGUUGGAGACGUCGGUGGCAGGAUCGCUAUUAUGGUGGAUGACAUGAUUGACGAUGUUAGAUCUUUCGUGGCGGCCGCUGAAGUCUUGAAGGAACGAGGCGCCUACAAAAUUUAUGUGAUGGCAACCCAUGGUUUACUAUCGUCAGAUGCUCCAAGACUGAUUGAAGAUUCACCAAUCGAUGAAGUCGUAGUUACCAAUACGAUUCCGCACGAGAUACAAAAGAUGCAGUGCCAUAAAAUCAAAACAGUUGACAUUAGCGUUCUCUUGGCGGAAGCUAUUCGUCGUAUCCACAACAAAGAAUCCAUGUCCUACCUGUUCCGCAACGUCACGCUUGAAGAUUAAGAAGAAGAAAAUUACGAUUGCUGGGCCUUAAAAUUAACUUGGUAUGAACACAAUUUAUAGUUUCCGUUGAAGUAAUCAUUCUCUAGCUUACUUCAUCAUAGGUAAAAACAAAAUAAAAAUAAUGAGAAACUAAUUUUCAAAAAAAGUAAGCUAAUGGAAAAAAGUAUGGAAAUUUCUGUGAAACCUUUGUUUUAGUCUCGGUUCCAUAGGCGAAUAUCAUUUAAACACCCUGCACUCCAUUCAAGUUACAUUACAAAUGUUACAGCAAAAUUAAA